AUGAGUCCAUUGGACUGGGGUAAACUUGGUGACUGUCCUGAAAUCGAGGCUGUCCUCCACUCGCUUCAUUUCCGGCCAGGUGCCGUGAGAUCGGCGCAUACACUGUAUGUUUGCAACAUGAACACGUAUCUGGUCGCCAAGUGCUACUACGGUAAGGCUUCUCGUAUAGCGUCGACAUCGAACCACUCGUCACAAAACGAUGUGAAAAUGCAGAUUGUGGCCAACGUCUUGUUCUCUGGGUCCAAUAGCGUGGAGAAGGGCGUAGACUUUACCUUUACUUGCUGGUACGAGAUUAAGAACCCAUUGAAGGCAGGCUUGAGCCCUACGAUGACGAUGUUCACUGCCGAGCCGUACAUCGAUGGAGAAUACUAG
Phytophthora nicotianae INRA-310 is the source of this 372-nucleotide messenger RNA. RefSeq lists its product as hypothetical. Bases 1 to 372 code for a protein of 123 amino acids. The record is from RefSeq and is a predicted model, not a curated record. The transcript has 2 exons. Lineage: Eukaryota; Oomycota; Peronosporomycetes; Peronosporales; Peronosporaceae.